This is a messenger RNA of Symsagittifera roscoffensis, 2770 nucleotides long. RefSeq lists its product as uncharacterized. Gene Ontology annotation, biological process: protein ubiquitination. The transcript has 4 exons. The record is from RefSeq and is a predicted model, not a curated record. Gene Ontology annotation, molecular function: ubiquitin-protein transferase activity. Lineage: Eukaryota; Metazoa; Xenacoelomorpha; Acoela; Convolutidae. Bases 320 to 2656 code for a protein of 778 amino acids.
CACAUUUACUUUCACAUUUUGCAGUAACACAGGCCUUUACGGUUACGUAGCAAUAUCUUUAUGUACGUCAGAGCUAGAACAUAACAUCACAGUAAUACGAGUUUAGAGCUUAAAACUGCAUUCGAAUCCAAUCAAAAAACUCAACAGUCUAAGUUGCAACUGAAAUUUAACAACCGAGUAAUAAUUAUUUAUUGCUUACUUAAACAUUGACCAUUCAUCAUUUUGUUGCAUACUUCGAAUCGCAGUGUUUGAAAACUGUGCUUUAGCCAAAAAUUCAAACUAUCACGUGAAACGAGAUCCAAAAACUACCGAAACCGAAAUGGAUACUAGCCAACCCGAAGACAUCCCUCAGCACUUUCUGUGCCCCAUAACUCUCGCUGUUAUGAACGACCCGGUGAUUGACAACGACGGCGUCAGCUACGAACGCCAGGCGAUCUCCGAAUGGCUUAACGCCGGAAACUCAACCUCGCCUACCACCGGGAAGGAACUGACUGUCAACGAUCUUCGACCGAACAGGGCAUUACGAGAGGCAAUUGAGAAGCACCUUGGAGUGGAAGGAAUGGUACAUUCGCCUCCUCGCAGCACGGAGAGCAUGCCUGAAAGUGGAUCUGCUUCGCAACCACAGACAACUUUGACCGGAAUGGUAAUUGAUCAAGCAUCCAGCUCCCAAGUGUCUGUGGAACUUGACUUCAACAUGAAAUACGACGGACAUAACAUGCUCAUCUCCAUCGAGCCUCCCGAAUCAACACAGUGCGUUAGGAGCUCUAUCUGCUGUGUUGUUGACGUCUCUGGAUCUAUGGGAACCGAAGCCACAAUUCAAAACGAGAAGGGCGAAACUGAGACGUUUGGAUUGUCAGUUCUCGACGUCACUAAACAUGCGUUGAAGACCAUCGUCAAAAGUCUCACCCCUCAAGAUGAAUUCUCAUUGGUCACUUUUUGCAGCACAGUUUCAGUCGAGUUGGAACCGAGACUUAUGACGCCAGCUGCAGUUGAAAAUACUUUGGAGAGGAUUGACGGGCUGUGUGAACACGACAUGACUAAUUUGUGGGGAGGACUGAAGAAAGGGUUAGAACUUCUGACUGAAAGCAGACCAAAGACCGACAACGUGGCACUGUUUCUCUUAACAGACGGACUGCCAAACAUUGGACCAGCAAAGGGCGAGUCUAAGACCCUUGAAGACUUCAAAAAGAACAACAAAGGUCUGCCCGGUCGCAUCCACACUUUCGGCUUCGGAUACAGCAUGAACAGUGUCAUGCUCUCGGAAGUUUCCUCAAUUGGAGGCGGACUUUAUUCCUUCAUUCCCGACUGCUCAUUUGUCGGAACUGUCUUCGUGAAUGCUGUUGCAAACCAUAUUACUACUGCGGCUUAUAACUUGACUCUCGAGGUCAACGGAAAAAACGUGGUAAUUGAGAAGGGCGAUCACUUGGCCUACGGUCCGCAAGCCGAUGAUAAGAGUCUUGCGAUUUCGUUCGGAUCGAUUCAAUUCGGCCAGACUAAGGACGUCGUGUUUCCACUCAAGAAAGUCAAAGGUUUGCUGGGUCAAAGUAAGCCUUCAUUGGAUGUAACAUUGAAAUACUACACUGGAGGAAAUAAGAAAACGUUGGAAAAGAGCUACGACUGGGACAGACAACUUGAACAGAGCGAAGAUAUCCAGUACCAAAGAAUGCGCCUCGCACUUGUCAAGGGUAUCCAAGACGUCCUAGACGUCAGCGGGCUCACGUUCCAGAGCCAUAAUUUCACUGCACGGGAGCUGAAUAACAAGGGCCGCAAAAGACUUGGAACUCUUGAGAAGCGACUGAAGGAGCUCGUGGAUAAGAAUGAGCCAAGGUCAACUGACCUUCUGAAAGACUUGACAGGACAGAUAGCGGAGGCCUUUUCCAAAGACGAGUGGUUCUUCAGAUGGGGCGCCCAUUUCUGCCUGUCAAUCACACUGGCUCAUUUGCACCAGAUCUGCAACAACUUCAAGGACCCCGGAGUCCAACACUACAGCAGUGAGCUUUUCAGCGAAACGCGCGAUAAACUGGAUGAAAUUUUCAUCACGCUUCCAGCUCCCAAACCUUCUGCUAGAACCAGCUACGGAGGAUCCAACUACAGGGCAGCACCUGUAAACAUGAGUUCAUUUAUGAACUUUAAUUCGGGUUGCUUUCUGGGCUCCAGCUUGGUCCAUAUGGCUGGUCAAAAAUUCCGAAGGGCUGACCAGAUAAAGAAAGGUGACAAAGUAUUCACAGGCGCCGGUCUAAUUGAUGAGGUAGAAUGCGUGUUAAAGACUUGUUACGACGACGACGAACCUCAACUUCUGUAUCGAAUUAAUGAGAACCUCGUCGCCACUGCUUGGCACCCUGUAAAAAACGAGGCCGGUCAAUGGACAUUUCCAGCUGAAUCGAGCUCAGCGAAGGCCAUCACAGUCUACACAGAAGGCGUGUACACUUUCCUGCUCAAAAACAGAGGUACUAUUUUACUCGGUGACACUGAAUGCGCAACUCUUGCUCAUGGUCUGCAAGGUGAAGUGAUUGAACACGAGUUUCUGGGAACUGAGAUUGUGGCAGCUGAUUUGAAACGAUUCGAUCAGUUCCAAUCUGGACUGGUAGAAGUGACACAAGAAGCGUUCCAGAGGAAUCCAGAUACCGGAAGAAUCAAUGCUAUCAGGAUGAAUUAAUUCAUCCGCUUCAAAGACAAAUCGCUUCCUAAGAUGUAUUUUUGCCACAAGUAAUACUAUUAAUAAACUUUCAUCUCAAUUUUCGAGAAAAUUACAGAGCGCAGAUAUCAACGU